AUGAAUGCUUCUAAUCAGGAAGCUGGGCAAGGCCCGAAGGUAAUCCCUACAAUCCAAGAGGUGGAAAGUUGGAACGAUGAGCAAUUACUUGAAUGGAUCCAGCGAACACAACCAGACCUUCUCCGCAAUUACAUGGACUUUUUGACGUUCAAAGCGAAGAGAAUCAAUGGCUCCACCUUCUUGGAGUAUGCUGAGGAUCCAGACAUCAUGGAAACCCAUCUGCGCGUUGGAGUCCGUAUUGGUCUUGCGUCUCUUGCACUUGAAGUCAUCCUACAGUGUAAAAAAGGGGGUGGGAAUGAAGACGAAAUGACGCAAUUGGCCGCCGAAGCGAACAAGCGAAGAAAGGCCAUCAAGGAUAUGAUUACACAGAUGAACGACUCUUCUGGCCAGCAUUCCAAUUUCGUCGAUCCUCUUCCUGAAGCUAUCGAUAAACUUUCCGACCCCACAUCAAAUUACACGUUCGACUUCCCAUAUAUCGGCACUAUGCCAGAACGAUUCAAAGAGCCCGGUAUAGCUAAAGGAAAGUGGCUAUAUAUGGGGAGGAGGAUAUUCAAAUCCCUCCUCCGCAGGAUAAAUAAUACGCAAGAGAGGUACUGGCUUCGUGGAACCCAGGACUUAGGGAGGCCUCACCUUCUAGCCGCCCUCGUCUGCUACUUGGCUGCUCAAAAUGAACGGGUCGUCUAUCUACCGGAUUGCCAGGCGUUGUUCGAUGACCCUGUUCCCUACGUCAGAACAGCAAUGCUGUUCGCCUGGGCCAACGAUUUCACCACCCAGAAGACGAUCAUGGGCCUACACACCCAAGACCAGAUCCGGAUAUUCUUAAAGUCCCAAAAAGACGUCAUAUUUGUCGUUGAUCAGAUGAAUGCUCUCGAGAGUAGUGGCUUUGGAGAUGGGGAGACGGCCCGACAGCUGCGUCGGUGGGUGAUCGGUUUCACCUUUUCCAAUAAAGCAAUCUUCAAUUGCCUUGAAGAUUCUACGGACGACCUUGAAGAGCUCAACCAUCAGGACCCGAAUAGAAUGGUAUGGGUCCACCCCCGUUUCACUGCGACGGAAAUUACGGAGUGGUGGGAAGCAGCAUGA
Rhinocladiella mackenziei CBS 650.93 is the source of this 1080-nucleotide messenger RNA. RefSeq lists its product as uncharacterized. The record is from RefSeq and is a predicted model, not a curated record. NCBI's taxonomy places the organism in Eukaryota, Fungi, Ascomycota, Eurotiomycetes, Chaetothyriales, Herpotrichiellaceae. The transcript is spliced from 3 exons. The coding region runs from base 1 to 1080 and encodes 359 amino acids.